Messenger RNA from Myzus persicae (green peach aphid), 673 nucleotides. Its product is annotated as protein Asterix. Bases 126 to 473 code for a protein of 115 amino acids. Gene Ontology annotation, cellular component: endoplasmic reticulum membrane. The transcript has 4 exons. Lineage: Eukaryota; Metazoa; Arthropoda; Insecta; Hemiptera; Aphididae. Gene Ontology annotation, biological process: protein insertion into ER membrane. Gene Ontology annotation, molecular function: protein folding chaperone. The record is from RefSeq and is a predicted model, not a curated record.
GAUUCACGAAUCACGGCUAAUAUAGAAGAUAUCUUCCGAGUCCGUGCAUACUACGUACGAACAACACCCAAAUUUUGGAGGAAAACGGAAUAAAAUUUUCAAACUUCAGCAGUUUUUCUAUCGAAAUGUAUUCCAAUCAUUCAUCUGAUCCCAGAAGACCGGACAAAGAGCAUAGGUACAAACCAAAAGCUGUCAACAGUGAUAAUCAAGCUCUAACACCCGGUGAAGAUUUGACGUCUGAUUAUAUGAAUAUUUUGGGUAUGAUUUUGAGUAUGUGUGGAUUAUUAAUGAAGUUUAAAUGGGCAGCGUGGUGUGCAAUGUUUUGUUCAUGUAUAAGCUUCGCAAAUUCUAAAGCAUCUGAUGACAACAAACAAAUCUUUAGUAGUUUCAUGCUUUCCAUGUCAGCAAUUGUUAUGUCUUAUUUACAAAAUGCACAUCCAAUGACACCACCAUGGUCUACAGCGUUUGGAUAAGAAUUUGGAUUUACAAACAAAAAUAAAAAUAAUGAUUUAUAUUUAUUAGGGUUUACUAAUAAUACAUCGAUUAUUUUGUCAAAACUAUAAAAAUAAAAAAUAUUUACAUUGUUAAUAUUAUUUAAAUAAAACUCUAAUCCAGGAAUUUAACUUAUUAUAUUUAUAAACUACUUGAAAAUUAUAACAUAAUCUUAAAAAAA